AUGGAUGUGGUAGUAGUCAAUUAUGGUGAAACUACUGUGAGCAUUUUUCUUGGCCAUGGAGAUGGAACUUUGGGCGAUUCGAUGUUGUAUGAAUGUGGUCCCAACCCAUAUAGUUUGGCAUCAGGUGACUUCAACAACGAUACUAAUAUGGAUCUUAUAGUGGUUAUCUCAGGCGACAAUACUGUUAGUUUACUGAUUGGCAAUGGCGAUGGUACUUUUCAAGCUCCAAGGAAGUAUCCUGUUGGUAGCAGUCCAGAAGCUGUAACAGUAAAUGACUUCAACAAUGACAACAAACUGGAUAUCGCUGUAGCUAACUAUCUGGAAGGUACUGUCAGCGUCUUAUUAGGUAAUGGAGAUGGAACACUUCAGCUCCAAACUAAGUAUGGGACUGGUACCACUCCGAUAUCUGUGAUAUCAGGUGAUUUCAGCAAUGAUAAUAUACCAGAUCUCGUAGUAUCCAACCAAUUCGAAAGUAGCGUGAGUGUGCUAAUUGGUUGUGGCAAUGGAACCUUUCAGAAACAAGUCAAGUAUGCCACUGGCAGUGGUCCACGCUCUGCAGUAUCAGGUGAUUUUAAUCAUGAUCAACAACUAGAUCUAGCAGUAGUGAAUUACUUUGAGUUUACUGUCACAAUACUUCUUGGCCGGUUUGGUGGAACAUUUUACACUCGAACUCAAUUUAAAGCUGGUGCAAAACCAUCUUCUGUGACAUCAGGUGAUUUCAAUAAUGAUAAUAAAUUAGAUGUAGCUGUGGCUAAUCAAGAUGACAAUAGCAUCAGCCUGCUACUUGGUAAUGGAAAUGGAAUGUUUAAAGACCAAAUCAAGUAUGCAACUGGCAAGAGUCCUUCUUGUGUCAUAUCAUGUGAUAUUAACAAUGAUAACAACCUCGACUUAGUAGUAACCAACUUUGAGAAUAGUUCCAUCGCUAUAUUACUUGGCAAUGGAAAUGGAAUCUUAUGGAAUCAAAUGAACUAUACUGUUGGUAGUAAUCCUAUAUUUGCGAUUUGUAAUGAUCUCAAUGGUGAUAGCAACCUAGAUCUGACAGUAGUCAACUAUGGUGAUAACACUAUCAGUGUACUGCUUGGUACUAGAAAUGGAACUUUUAUUACUAACACGACGUAUGAGACUGGUCAAAGUCCAGCUUCAGUGACAUUAGGUGACUUCAACGGUGAUAAAAACCUGGACCUAGUAGUGGCUAACUCUGAAGACAACACUAUUAGCUUGUUCUUUGGUAAUGCUGAUGGAAGCUUUCAGAAGUCAAUCGCUUACACUGUUGGUAGUAACCCAGUUUCCGUAAUAUGUGGUGAUUUUAAUAAUGAUCAACAACUAGAUAUAGCAUCAGCUAACUACCUAGACGAUACGGUGAGUGUACUGCUGAAUAAUGGAAAUGGAACAUUCUAUGCUCCUCUAACCUAUCUUGUUGGUAGCAGUCCAUCUGCUAUGGCAUUAGGUGAUUUCAAUGAUGAUAACAAAGUAGAUUUAGCAACUGUUAAUAAAUACUCGAACGAUUUGACUAUUUUGCUGAACAAAUGUAAAUAA
Molecule: messenger RNA, 1536 nt
Organism: Rotaria sordida
Lineage: Eukaryota; Metazoa; Rotifera; Eurotatoria; Philodinida; Philodinidae
Source: the annotation of a GenBank genome assembly